AUGCCCCGUUCCAGCAGUCGGGAGCACGCCGGCCGGAGGCGCAGCCUCUUCGGCAUUCCCUCUUUCACCCAGAUUCAUCCUACUAGUACCACCACUCGCGACUCUCCGGACAGGCUGAGCAAGGACUCCUCCAAGACGCUCAAAAAGCGUCGCGGCCCUACUCUCGUCACCAAUCUUGAAUCCUCACCAGAGCUGGUCCACGAUGAGGAUUCCUCGCCCAUUUCAACAAGCACCCUACCUUCGCCGAAACCAGUCACACGCCCUUCCUUGAGUGUCCGGAGCGGCGGACGUCCAGUCUCAUCCGUAUUUGGCUCACUGAGGUCCAUGCGAUCCAUGCAUGAAGACGACACUCCUUUGACCACCACCUCAAGCCGAACGCCAUCCAUUAAUUGGGCUGAUUUCGACACCAACCAUUGCCGAAAAGGACUUGUUCUACACCAUGGCGAAGUGCAGACCAGCAGUAGCAUGUUUCGUAAGAAGAAAGAAUACCUGGUCUUGACAGACACCCAUAUUCUGCGCUACAAGAACCAGUCAAAGGCUGCCGAAACCAUUGGCAGUGUGCCUCCUCCAUUUGGCAGGAGUCCGACCAUCCGUCAUAGCUCGACCCAUUCCAUUGGCUCCUCUCAGGACCUGCAAUCGCUACACUCGGAUUCAUCAGGCGACAAGGAAGGCCGAGUCACUGUCCGUCAUAUUGUCGCUGUCCACAGGCUCGAUGAUGGUCGUCCUUAUUUUGCCAUUGAGGUUUGCUAUCUCGACGAGGACGGCUCUCAAGCUUCAGCUAUGGUCAUGCAAUUUGGGGACCCCGAGGAUCGCGACUUGUGGCUGCGCUCAAUCCGUCAGGCUGCGAACAAGGCUCGUCUACAGGACCUCAAUCCCAAUGACUAUGACCCCGCCAACUAUGCUAUUUACAAGGUCAUACAGCGCCAAUUCUCGAAAUCACGAUCUUCUACCGAUGACUUGUCCAAGAUUGCAUCGACUGUUUGCUUUUUGGCCAUUGGUAUCCACAAAGUGCAUGUCAUUCCGUUGGUCAAGACUACUAGCCGUGUUUCAUCGCCUUCGCUGUCAGCAAGUAACGUCCCGACAUCAUAUGGCAUCCUCAAUAUGACGGCUGUCCGAGUCAGCCAAUCGGAUGAUCAUUUCGAGCUCACCUUCCGGCAACCCCUGAAGCGACCGAAGACUCUAUACUUGGCUUCUCUGGCUUCUCACGAUAUUGCCCUCCGUCUCCACCAUGUCGAGAACGUUCUUCGUCCGGAGUGCGCAUCUCGUAUGUUCAAGUUUAGCGUCCCACAGGAAAUCGACGAUCAGCUUCCUCCCACAGUCAAUCCGGAUACGGAGGACCACUGCUGUUUCGAGCGUACAUUGACGGCAUAUUGCAUCGCAUAUGAUGUUAACCCAUCGAAUAUUUGCUAUACUAUCGAUUAUACAUGCGAGGACGCGCCUCGCUUCCAGCUGCUUCCUUUAGCGGACUCGCGUCGACAUAAGUAUAGUGCAGCCGAGUUGUUAGCUGUCAUGCGAGCUCUGCGAUACAACGAAUCGUUCAAUUCGCUUUCUUUCGCUGACGUUCAACUCGAUGUACUCAAUGGACUUCACGACAGUUACGGUACCGAGCAUGCCAAAGUCAAGGAUAUUGGAUGUGGUGUAGUCGAAGCCCUUUCUCCACUUUGCAAGCAUCAGAUCACGAACGUUGACUGGAUUGCCUUGAAUGGUAUUCACCUUAGCGAGACCGAUCUUGAUUAUCUGGUUGGUGCGGCAAGUGACAAGGCUUGCCACUUCCGUGCUAUUGAACUGAGCAGAUGUUCGUUGACUGAUCGUACGCUCAGUUUGAUCCUGGACUCUCUUCGCGCCCAGGACAACACACUAGAAGCUUUGGACAUCUCUGGAAAUCUUGCAAGACUUGCGCCGGCCGUGUUUGAUGGACAAAUUAGUGUGUUUGGUUUCAUUCGCAAGCUCAACUUGUCCUUUGCAUCUCGAACUUCGGGAGCCGAACCCUUGUUCAAUGCUGAGACUCUCCUUACCUGGCGUUUGGAAGAGCUCAGACUGACUGGCACAUCUCUUAACGAGAACACGAUCCAAGCGCUCGCAACAUAUCUCAAGCAUCCUCAAUCAGAUACACUCCGCGAGUUGUACCUGGACUCUGCAUACAUGUCUGGUAGUGAUAUUGCGACCAUUAUGCGCGCUACUAAGCGUGGCUCAAUCGAGCCUCGUGCUCUCCAUCUUGACAUAAGUCACAACAAUAUCACAAAAGACCACGAUCAGUUAUGCAAAGCCAUCUCGGAUGGUUCUACACCUACCCACAUCACUCUCCGAGCCAUCGAGUAUCGCGAGGAGUCGGUAUUCCGACACUUGAUCAAUGCAUUGAGAAAGAACCAAAGCAUCAGAUAUCUUGACAUCUCGAGAACGACAUUACCCAGUGACGCCAAUGACGAUACCAGUCAGGAUUCGCGUCUAGAAACUUCACGAUUUGGUGUCGGUCUCAACCAAGCAUUGAACGGUCUCCGUCAAAAUACAGGUCUGCAAGUCCUGCGAGUUCAGUACCAGAGACUCGGCUUGCCCGGUGCUAGUAUGCUCGCAGAAGUCCUGAAGGUGAACAGAACGCUGCGAGAACUGCACUGCGAGCACAACGAUAUACCCCUUUCCGCCUUCACCGACAUGAUCAAUGCUCUAGGCAAGAACACAACACUAGUAUACAUGCCAUACAUGGACGAAAGUCGAUUAGCAGCUCUUAAGCAGACGGAGACACAAGUCAAACAAAUACGCGACGAGGUACCGGCUACUACCUCACCCUUGAAACCUUCGGUUCCGGCACCGCUUUCUAAGCAACCGCCUUCGUCUUCCGUCGCUGGCUCGCCCAUCACUGCACCAUCUGCUUCGCUCACCGACCAGGACAUUCAAGCCGCGUUACGCUUAGUGACAGAAUCCUGGGAUCGCCAACAAUACCGAUUACAACAAUAUCUUGAGAGAAAUUGCUGCAUUCUUCAUGGCGUACCCACAUCUAUGGAGAUCGAAGAAGAGGCGUUCGAGCGUGCGACUAGCGUUGGUACCUUGUCUCAGCUCAUCGAGAAGGUCAAACUAGAUUCCACACCUACCGCAGAAAAAGAGCUAGACUUUGGUGAUGAGUACAGACUUCCUGAGCUCAGCCUGGUGGGAAGUCAAGAUGGUAUGCAGCCCCAGGAAGGAUUGAAGCUCUCCUUGCCUCCACGAUUGCAGUUGCGACACGAUGUUGAAGAAGAUGAACAAUCGUCCUUCAGCUUUAAGCAAUUUCUGCUAGGUCGUCAGGACAUGAGCAGUCCUGAGGAAAUGGUUGAUGGCGUGAGCUCUUCCGGCGCUGCCACCGAAGGCGAAGACAGCGAGUUGCCUAGUCCUGUACUUGAGAUGGGCGGACCUGGUCUCAAGGGACUGGCCGGUCUAGGCAUCAACCAAAGAGAUCUCAAAACACCCACUCAGAAGAGUUUCUUUGGUUGA
Molecule: messenger RNA, 3462 nt
Organism: Aureobasidium vineae
Lineage: Eukaryota; Fungi; Ascomycota; Dothideomycetes; Dothideales; Saccotheciaceae
Source: the annotation of a GenBank genome assembly